AUGAGGAAGUGAGUGCGCUAGUCGAGCUCCUACAAUUUUGGACCGGCGGGAAUAAUCCAAUGAUAUAGGCUACAGACAAUAGCUCUUCAUAUGGGCAGGAACUGUGAGACACACUGCGUGUAUCUUUGUCAAUAGGGAAAGUUAAUGACUACUAAGGUUAUCGGUUUGGAUUUGAGUCCGAUUCAACCGCAAUUUGCCUCUCCAAAUACCAGGUACCUCGUCGGCGACUUCGAGGACGAGUGGCUCUAUGAGGACCAAUUUGACUCUAUCCAUGGUCGACAUCUGGUUGGAGGUGUUGGGGGCUUUCAUAGGUCCAUGGCCCAGGCUUACAAACAUAAAAAGCCUGGAGGACGGGCCGAGUUUCAGGACUGGGAUGCCAAUGCGUAUUCAGAGGACGGUUCAACCAAGGACAACAUCAGUCGAGUAAUACUAUUCGGUCAUCUGUUCAGGUUUUAUCAAGGCCGGAUUCAUCAUUAGACUAGGGCGACGUCUGGCUGAAUGGCUCCGCGCAGCAGGGUUUGAAGACACCCACGUGAAGAAGAAGUACCGCACUCUUUU
This is a messenger RNA of Aspergillus alliaceus, 558 nucleotides long. RefSeq lists its product as uncharacterized. The record is from RefSeq and is a predicted model, not a curated record. The transcript is spliced from 4 exons. NCBI's taxonomy places the organism in Eukaryota, Fungi, Ascomycota, Eurotiomycetes, Eurotiales, Aspergillaceae. The coding region runs from base 145 to 477 and encodes 110 amino acids.